CCAGAUGAAAAGCUGAGGGAGUCUGUCCUUGAGGAGUUUAAUUUGUUGGACAGAAAAUAUGAUGCUCAUCUUAACUUCUUGUCUGUCAAGUAUGCYGAGGAAAUAAGUUGUAGUUAUGGAGGUUGGUCUAAACAGGAUCAUUUCCAUUUCACUUGCUUGAUGGAGCAAUACCCACCAGAGUUGCCCAAUAGAAGGGCUUUGUAUAUUGAUAGAAUGCUGAGAGAAAUACCACACAAAGGAAGAGCUCAACUGGUAGAACAUGAGAAUUGGUUGCUCGCGCACAAGUCAUACCAGAGUCAAAGGCAUAGUAUUCUUAGAGCAUGGUCAAGAGACAGAGAAGAUCUGCUCCUUAAAGUCCAAGCCACAUUUGCUGAUGCCUGGAUUGCAUUAGAGGAACACAAGCAGAAACUACACACAAGACAACAACAGCAACAGAUUUGUCAAGAACUUUAUGAAAAGGUUCUUGCAUUCAGGGAGCAAAAACUUGAAGCCCUUCAGCUACAAGCUGCCAUUGCUGCCUGGAAAGAAAAAGAAGAAAAAGCUUCCUUAAAGGCAGCACAAGCAAAACAAAAACAAAAACGAGAAAAGAUCAAAGAAAAGAUUAAAACCUAUGAGGAACAGAAGAUGAAAGARGCAGAAGAAGCAGCAUUAAGAGAAAGACAACGCUUGGAAGAGCUACAGAUCAAACUAGCAGAACAAGCAGAGCUGGACAAAGAAAGAUAUGAUUAAUGACAGUAAGAAGAAAGUGUCAUUGCCUGUGUAUAAACACUUUUAGCCUAAUAUUUUUAAAAGGAUAUCAUUGUCAAGCAAAAGGUCUUAUGCUUUUUAUGUAUAAACUACAGGCAUGUAAAUAGCAACAGCAUUAUGAACUAGCACAAGAAUAGUUGCGAGAAGACACUCCUUUAUUGUCGGUAUUUGCUACUACCAAGAAAGGGUCGCGUGACAUGUGACUUGGUCGAGUUUCAAAGCCUGGAAAACUCGAACAAAGUCACUUCAUCAAGUUCAGAUUUCAUCGUUUCGAACAAGUAACUAACUUAAACACUGUUUAAAAAACAUUUUUAGCGUUAGUUCUUCAUCGGAUUAAAAACAUGUAAAAAAGA
Messenger RNA from Actinia tenebrosa (Australian red waratah sea anemone), 1100 nucleotides. Its product is annotated as coiled-coil domain-containing protein 148. The record is from RefSeq and is a predicted model, not a curated record. NCBI's taxonomy places the organism in Eukaryota, Metazoa, Cnidaria, Anthozoa, Actiniaria, Actiniidae.